CUUUCGAACAUGGCAGAUCCCACACCAGCAACCUCUAAACUUAAUACGGCUCCUUUGGAAACAGAUCUCGAUCUCGAUCGAUACUUUUCACAAGCAGAAAAACAACUCGAGAUUGAACGUGUACUUCAAUGCUUUAAACUCGACCCCUUUGCCAUCCUCGAAUUGCCUUACAAUCGUCCAGAGAUCAAAGCCAUCAAGGCAUCGUACCGCAAAAAGAGUUUGAUGAUUCAUCCUGACAAAGUGAAGCAUGAGCGUGCAGAGGAGGCAUUUGGAAUGCUGAAGAAAGCCGAGUCCGAAUUGAAUGACGAAACUCGGAUGAAGUUUUUGUUGACAGUAAUAGAAGAGGCUAAAGUUGAAGCUUUAAGAGCGAAUGGACACAAAUCUGCUACAGUGGUUGACGAUCAGAAUUAUCCAUUCCUACAGACACGCGAUGGACAGACGGCAGUUCGUGAGAAAGUUAAAGAAAUUUUGAUUGAAAUGGAGCUUCGUCGCCGGAGGAUGCUGAAGAAGGAGUUGGAAGCUGAAGGUGUGGUGGCACGAAAGGCCGAAGAGGCAGUGGUCGAUAGGAAGCGAAAAGCAGAGGAAGCUAAACAAUGGGAGGCCUCGCGUGACACGCGCGUGAACAGCUGGCGCGAUUUUCAGAAGAAGGGUGGCAAGAAGGUCAAGAAGGUCAAA
Messenger RNA from Phycomyces blakesleeanus NRRL 1555(-), 675 nucleotides. RefSeq lists its product as hypothetical. NCBI's taxonomy places the organism in Eukaryota, Fungi, Mucoromycota, Mucoromycetes, Mucorales, Phycomycetaceae. The transcript is spliced from 3 exons. The annotation marks the transcript as partial. The record is from RefSeq and is a predicted model, not a curated record.